This is a messenger RNA of Symbiodinium natans, 732 nucleotides long. The record is from the annotation of a GenBank genome assembly. Lineage: Eukaryota; Dinophyceae; Suessiales; Symbiodiniaceae.
AUGCAGCAUCGAAUGGAGGCGAUCGGAAACAUCAUCGCCCAGAAGAAUCCGGAUCUUGUCGCGUUGCAGGAGAUGACAGCAGAGCAUUGGAAAGAGUGCCUGAAGAGUGAAGCUAUUCGACGCUACUUCUGGAGCCCACAAGCUCCGCAGCGAUACUUUACUAUGCUGGGAAGCCGGCUGCCGGCGAAAAUGGAGCCAGUGAGGUAUCCUUUCAAGGCAAGCAAAAUGCAGAGGGACCUCCUCGUCAUGACCGUGGAGCCAACAGGGCUCCCGCCGCUUGCGUUUGCAACAUCACACCUGGAGUCCUUGGACGAGCACAAGGCUCGCCGAGCUCAAAUCGACGAGAGCUUGUCGAUUUUGGCCGAUCAUGCAGAUGCCGUGUUCUGUGGUGACACCAACAUCAAUGAAGCAGUGGAUGGGCAUGUCAAGCUGCCUCGAGACUGGGAGGAUGCCUGGCUUGCCCUCAAACCAGAUGAUCCAGGCUACACUUUCGACGUGGAGAGGAAUGGCAUGAUGGCAGCCGUGGAUGGCUGGGCGCGAGCUAACAAAGCUCGUCUUCGCUUCGAUCGUUUCUGGAUGAAGGCGGCCAACUACGCGGCGACGGAAAUAGAGCUCAUCGACGAGCCCAUCAAGGACGGUCUGUGGCCGAGCGAUCACUUCGGGCUGCUGCUGACGCUGCAGGAGUGGCGGCAGAACCGCGGCGACCAGCGGAAAGACUGCUCAACCACCUGA